GCGGCUCCAAAAGGUACCAAGAAACUUCCCCUGCUCCCACUACUACAAACCCUGAUUUAUCCAAACAAGGAUUAGCGGAGUCGGAUUCGUCGUCUAGGGUUUACGCUCGUCAACGCCAACGAAUGCUCGCCGCCGGGGUGAUGAGUCGCACGGCGAACGCCGGCGCCGGGAUCCCCUCAGGCCAUCGCCGGAGCUGGUGGCCGCGGGGGAUGGAGCGCUUCAAGCUAGGGUUUCACGCUCCGAGCUCGGCGCACCCCCCGAGGACGCGGGCGCGGUGGGCGGGGUGCUUCGGGGCGGCGGCGGCGGCGGCGGCGGCAACGUCGUCGUCGGCGACGGCGACGGCGGUGGCGGCGCCGAGGGCGAAGCAGGUGGAGGUGGAAGAGUCGCGCGGUGGCGGGGAGGACAUAUGGAGCGCGGCGGCGGAGGUGGAGCGGGGAGGGUUCCCGGAGCACCUCAUCAUCAUGGUCAAUGGCUUGGUGGGGAGUGCAGAGGAUUGGAGAUUUGCUGCGGAGCAGUUUGUGAAGAGGCUUCCGAAUAAAGUAAUCGUGCAUCGCAGUGAGUGCAAUUCUUCUAGACUGACAUUUGAUGGGGUUGAUAUGAUGGGUGAGAGGCUGGCUCAAGAGGUUCGAUCAGUUAUUGAGCAAAGAAGAGGUGUGCAGAAGAUCUCAUUUGUGGCCCACUCAUUGGGAGGCUUGGUAGCCAGAUAUGCUGUAGGAAGGCUUUAUGAACCUAUCGGCAAAAGAGAAUCUCCUCCUCGUCCCGACAAGCAUUUAGAUGAAGAUAAGUGUUUGGAAGGUCGAAUAGCUGGCUUGAUACCUAUGAAUUUUAUAACAUUUGCAUCGCCUCAUCUUGGCUCAAGGGGGAAUAAGCAGCUUCCGUUUCUUUGUGGUCUUCCUUUCUUGGAGCAAAGGGCAUUGGAAACUGCACAUUUAAUAGUUGGGAGAACAGGAAAUCAUCUAUUUCUCACAGAUAGUGAUGGUGGGAGGCCGCCGCUACUCGUUCGAAUGGUUGAUGACUGUGAUGAUAUAAAGUUUAGGUCAGCCUUGCGCUCUUUCAAGCGCCGUGUUGCCUAUGCAAAUGCAAAUUUUGAUCAUAUGGUGGGAUGGAGAACGUCAUCAAUCCGGCGUCAACAUGAAUUACCAAAACAUCGACUUCUUGUACAUGAUGAGAAGUAUCCGCACAUUGUUCACGUUGAUAAAGGAAAUGCAGAGAACAAUCACAAAGUACUUGCGGAUGUCAGAGCUCAAACACAUGACCUAGAAGGUUUAACAAAUUGUCUUUUUUUCCCCCUCCUACUAAAUCCAGAGGUGAUGAUUAGAGGUCUUACACAAGUAUCUUGGGAACGUGUAGAUGUAAGCUUCGAAAAAAGUAGGCAAAGAUACGUUGCCCAUAAUACCAUCCAGGUCAAGAGCUACUGGUUGAAUUCCGACGGAACGGAUGUGAUCUGCCAUAUGAUCGACAAUUUUCUCAUUUGAUCCAGUGAUUAAUUUUGCAAACCUCAUAAGGUGUUUAGGGUUUCUGGAUCCCACCAUUGUCGCGGAUUAAUGAAUGUAAAUUGAUAGAUGCUAUAUUGUCCAAUUUUGUGUGUAAGUAAACAUGUUGUACAAUAUUUUGAUCCAAUUGUAAAUUACAAUCAUUUUCUGAGACAGGUAAUUGUGCAUUUUCAGAUA
Messenger RNA from Ananas comosus (pineapple), 1670 nucleotides. RefSeq names its product putative lipase ROG1. The transcript has 10 exons. The record is from RefSeq and is a predicted model, not a curated record. Lineage: Eukaryota; Viridiplantae; Streptophyta; Magnoliopsida; Poales; Bromeliaceae. The coding region runs from base 123 to 1475 and encodes 450 amino acids.